CUUUCAUCAUAUCCCUUUCACGUGGGCGCCGAUCACAGUCGAGCAUACAUAAAGACCAGCUGGGCGACUACUAGUUGAUCUCAAGACUCGACUUCACCAUUGCAUUACCCCUUGACAUAUACUGUCGUUUUCUUCAGUUAUUUGGGUAGAUGGCUAUGUCAGCGUGAAUUCCACCUAGAAUACCCUAUUCUUAUCCAGCACUUCACUACGUAUCGCAAUGCCUGCGGUAAGCUUAUACCAGCUCGCCCGAAAGGCCUGCGUAAGAAACAUUAAUUCUAUACAAGAUAUCGGGGACAUUCCAUACGAAUUGAUUAGACCGGUUCUCAUCAAGCUAGAGAACCCCGCGCAACUGCGCUCCAUUGAAGAAAACUCUCCACAAAUCUGUGGACACGACGCGGAGAUAUGGAUGGAAUUCAUCAAGCGGGACGUUCCGCAAUGGGAAUCGAAACUCCAUGAGCCCAAGAAUCCAAAGAACUGGUAUAAAGUCUACAAAAAAUUACGAGACGAAAGCCAGGCUGAAGUCGAAAAAGAUGCGGAAAUGCUCAAAGCAGCUUUCGACGGCCUCAAGUCCGAAAAGGCCAAGCAUACAUCACGCGUGGUCGAUCCUUCGUCGGUCCCCAGGCUACCGCGCGACAGGGGCAUGCGUGUCGAAGGUGGCAGGGCAAAAGGCCCGGGUACUGUUCGAACUGGGAAUCAAUCACUUUUGAGCUUCGGCACAGGAUCACGCACAAAAACAAACACUGGAAAGAGCGUUAUGGAAAAGGCUCGUCGAGAAGCGCGCGAAAUGUCGCUAUUCAGUGUCCGCAAAAGUGUCCUCGCGACUCCGACCCACAGACUAUCGGAUAAAGCGACGCAAGUGAGGCACGUGCCGCGUGGGAUGUUGGACGAGCAUCGCCGGCCAACGACGCCUAGAUACAAUGACCCUUCAACUGCAUCCGAUGCUAAACCUGCUAUGAUCUAUGCCCCACGUAGAGGCAGCGUUGCUCGAUCGGGGGCGUCUGCUGGCGGCACGGGCAUGACAAGUGAAGAGCGGGAGCGGAGAUUAAGGGCUGUGGCGCAGGGAAAGCCCAUCGAGAGUUCUGGCCCGCCUUCCGGCUCUGUGAUAUCUGCAAGCAACGUGAAGCCUUCCAGCGCUCUAGGAAACACUACGCGUCCAUCUGACUCACGGCCUACCUUUCCGAGCUCUGCAUACAAGGCACCACCUAUUAGACCACCACCUCGUCCGCAAGGAGAGCCCAUCGAGAGGAAGAGACCCUCCGUGAACCCCUUUAUGCCAGCCAAAAAGCGUAGGCCUGCGUAAAUGAUUUGGCGAUUCAUAUUGCAUAGGUUUUAGGAUAAGAGUCAGAUGUUGCAUUUAUUCUGCCUAUACCAUGGCGUUUAUGGAUUUAGAGUUGAAAGGGAAUACAAUGCUGUUGGUUCGGCUUCUAGGAGUUGUCAAACACCCCAUGAACAUAUCUCUUAAGCGUAUAAUUUGCAGACAACGUGUGGAAAACCCAUUGAUUUCCGAAGAGCAUCAGUUCUUUUCAUAGAUUUUCACGGAAAC
This is a messenger RNA of Xylona heveae TC161, 1543 nucleotides long. RefSeq lists its product as hypothetical. Gene Ontology annotation, cellular component: nucleus; elongin complex. The record is from RefSeq and is a predicted model, not a curated record. Bases 218 to 1300 code for a protein of 360 amino acids. Gene Ontology annotation, biological process: transcription elongation by RNA polymerase II. Lineage: Eukaryota; Fungi; Ascomycota; Xylonomycetes; Xylonales; Xylonaceae. The transcript is spliced from 4 exons.